Messenger RNA from Oncorhynchus nerka (sockeye salmon), 3352 nucleotides. RefSeq names its product pleckstrin homology domain containing, family A (phosphoinositide binding specific) member 1b (gene plekha1b). The coding region runs from base 176 to 1519 and encodes 447 amino acids. Lineage: Eukaryota; Metazoa; Chordata; Actinopteri; Salmoniformes; Salmonidae. The record is from RefSeq and is a predicted model, not a curated record. The transcript has 13 exons.
CGCUCUGCUCCACGCCCCUGCCCUCUACCUAAGCAUUGGGAUAUGUAGGAAAUAUCCGUGGAGAGAUGGGCUGAAACUCCUUUCGGUUCGUCCUAAAAGAUCUCUCAAGCGACCUAUAGGAUUUCCGAAAGAACAUAAAUAUCAUACAGUGGAAUGAGCAGGCUGAGGUGGGGAGAUGCCUUACGUGGAUCGGCAGAACCGGAUCUGUGGCUUCCUGGACAUCGAGGAGAAUGAGAACAGUGGCAAAUUCCUCAGACGCUACUUUAUCCUGGACACCAAGGAGGGUAGCCUGGUGUGGUACAUGGACAACCCACAGAACCUGCCCAAAGGAGCUGAAAAUGUUGGCUCCCUCAAACUCACCUACAUCUCCAAGGUGAGUGAUGCCACAAAGCUGCGACCAAAGGCGGAGUUCUGCUUCGUCAUCAAUGCUGGUAUGAGGAAGUUCUACCUCCAGGCCAAUGAUCAGCAGGAUCUGGUAGAGUGGGUCAACGUGCUCAACAAUGCCACCAAGAUCACAGUGCCAAAGUCGGGGGAUGGCCAGCCCAGUGCAGAGAUGACCCAGGAGGGGCUGGGUGCCACAAAGCAGAUCUCCUAUAAGACAGAGAUCAUAGGUGGAGUACCCAUCAUCACUGCCACACAGGAGCAGGGCGACGGGGGGCAGAACGGAGCAGAGCGGGGGGGCCAGCGGAAGGCCCACAGCCAGCUGCCCUACUUCCUGGGGCGAGGGGCGCAGGACCAGGCGCUCAUCAAGGCUGGAUACUGUGUGAAGCAGGGAGCCGUGAUGAAGAACUGGAAGAGGAGAUACUUCUUACUGGAGGAGAACGCAGUCAGCUACUUUAAGUCAGACCUGGAGAGGGAGCCUCUGCGUGUGAUCCCGCUGAAAGAGGUUCACAAAGUUCAGGAGUGCAAACAGAGUGACUUAAUGCAGAGGGACAAUCUAUUUGAAGUCGUCACAAGCUCAAGGACCUUCUACAUGCAGUCGGACAGUCCAGAGGAGAUGCACAGCUGGAUCAAGGCCAUCUCAGGAGCCAUUGUGGCCCAGCGGGGGCCUGGACGCUCAGCUGCCUCUAUGCGUCAGGCCCGUCGGCUGUCGAACCCUUGUAUACAGAGGUAUACAUUCCGCAAUGGAGCACAGCGACCACUCUACCACCAGCAUCCCUUCCAGCUUCUACUGCAGCAGCAACCACGGGGGACCCCCCGCCCCUCGCUCGCCAGUCCAGGCAGAGCCACCCUACCCCCAGCCUCAGGGGGGCCCGGGCCCUUACCUGGGACAGCCAGGACUUCAUGGGCCUGCUGCCCUGGCGAGGCCACCCGGGGGCACCACCCCGCUCCCGCCUCUCCCUCCAGGAGACCCCCCGCCUGUCCAAGUAAGCGCCUCGUCCCUGUACCACACCAACGCCGACCUGGAGGACCUGUCGCCAUGGAGACGGCGCAGCGAAGUAGAGGGCGACCAACCGGAAAUCUCCACCCUCAGCUUCGAGGACUCAGACCUGCAUGUCAGCCAGGUGUGAGCCUCUAGUCUAACCCCUGACCUUUGACCCCUAACCCCUGCCUCAUAGGACACCGCAAGCUCUCACCCAUAACCCCACUCCCCUAUUCCCUCCACCACCUGACCUUCACUCCCCAUGCACAGAACCUGCUCAUUGGAUGUGGAUGCAGGUGGAUUCACACUGACACAAGGCGGACUGGACAGUUAUCACCAACGACAAAUGGAAAGCCAAUCAGAAGUUACCAAAAAAUGGAGCUGAACCAAUCAGAGCCGACCUGGCCCUCAGGAACACAGGAAGUGGUCCCUGGUUGUGAUUGGUGAUCGUCUACUCUACCCCUGUAUCGAGAGCUUCUCUUAACACAGCCAAUGGCGUGAUGUGUCAGGGCAAGGAGACCUCGUCAGGUGUUUGGUUUUAGUUCAGUCUCUUUUGUUGUUGAUAUUUCUGUUGGGUGUUGCUCUUUCUCUUUCGUUGUUGAUAUUUCUGUUGGGUGUUGCUCUUUCUCUUUUGUUGUUGAUAUUUCUGUUGGGUGUUGCUCUUUCUCUUUCGUUGUUGAUAUUUCUGUUGGGUGUUGCUCUUUCUCUUUCGUUGUUGAUAUUUCUGUUGGGUGUUGCUCUUUCUCUUUCGUUGUUGAUAUUUCUGUUGGGUGUUGCUCUUUCUCUUUCGUUGUUGAUAUUUCUGUUGGGUGUUGCUCUUUCUCUCUUGUUGUUGGCAUUGUGUGGUAUGAUUCAAUAACAUCAUCCCCUGUCCAUUGGCUAAAGAGGUUACUGAUUUGGCUUACUCUGCUGAGAAACUCACUGCUCACGUUUCUCCACCUUCUCCUCCUUCUCCCUGACGUCACGUGAUUUACUGUUAUCAGGGUUGUUGGGCCUAAUUUAAAGAGGCGCUAGAUGUUAUUUUUAUUGACAGUUAUGUAAACUAAAAAUGUGUAACUGUCGACAAUGAGACAACCCCACUCAUACACACAAUGGUUUAGAUUUGUAUGUACUUUUAAAGAUGUUAAAUAUAUUUGAUUUUAAGCAGACCAUUUAGUUUUUAUCCAAAGCAUGCCGUUAUGGAAGCACCUGAUGAAAUAUGAAACCGGAAUCUUAAAAAUAACCUGUCGAAAUUCCGUGCGCCAUUCUUGCUUUCAGGUGUUUUUUGGAGUGAGUGGGUCUUGUGUAUAUUUAUGUUUUCAGUAAAUCCUUUAGAAAUGCUCUGAAGUCCUUAUGUUCUAAUGAAAGUUACACCUGUUGUGUUCGUUCAGACUCUCUCUUUCUCUCUCAAUCAGUCAUACACACACACACACACACACACACUGUCACACCUAUGUGUUUUGCCAAAUGUAAGUCCUGAACUGUAAUGUUAUGUGCCUGUCAACGUGAGCAUGCAUUUGUAUAGUGACUUCUCCCUCAGGAGGACAGAUAUGCACAGGUACAGUACAUCUAUAGGCCUGUGGGUAGGGCCUUUUAACUGGCACUUUGUGGAUACAAUAUGGGCAGAUAAUCUGCCCGCUACACUUGAUCUGUUUUAUGGGUGUUUCUUCGACAUCCUCUUCUCUUUUCUACUGUAUGAGUACUAUACUACUUUUCUCAAUGCUGUGACGGUUUGUUUGUGUGUCUGUGGGGGAGACAUAGGGUACCUGCGUUGCCAAUAUGGUGGAAGACGGGAGGAGGGUUUGACCUUUGGCCUCAGCUGUGUGCUCUUCCUGUUUUUACUGUGUUGCACAACUCUUACUGUAACAGCUGCUAAAGUGCCUGCGUUCUUUCUAUAGAGGAAAAAAAACAACAAGAAGCUAUUUUGACCCUUUUAAUUGUGUACCUGAUGUUCUUAAAUCGUGUGCAUUAUUUAUUAAGUGGAGUUUGAAAAUAAAUCAAUGGAUUCAA